AGGCAACCGCACAACCAGCUGUGCACGACUUGUGGAUCCAAAUAAGCUCUUUUUAAAUCGCGUAAACAAAACAUUCAUCUCUUUGCUCUGCUUAUCGAGUUAUGUAAACUCCUUCCACUGUUUAUUCGUUUUUAAAACUGACUUAAAUCUGAUCCUGCAGUGAAGAAUAACGAACAAUGAGUUGUUCCACGAAGAAAGAAAAGACGAUAAUCGGAGGCAUUCGGCGCAAGUCUGGCGGGCCGAAAUUCGAGCUGAGCGACGAGCAGAAGGCCGACAUCAAAGCCGCUUUCGCGCUGUUCGACAAGGAGGACACGGGCCUGAUGGCCACCAGAGACCUCAAGGUCGCUCUGCGCGCGUUGGGCUUCGAGCCGAAAAAGGAGGAGAUCAAGAAAAUGGUGACCGAGGUGGACAAGGACGGCAAGGGCAAAAUCACCCUGGACGACUUCACGCAGCUGAUGAUGAUGAAGAUGGCAGACAAGGACUCGAGGGAGGAAAUCCUCAAGGCGUUCCGGCUCUUCGACGACGAGAACACCGGCCACAUUUCUUUCGACAACCUGAAGCGCGUUGCCAAGGAAUUGGGCGAAAACGUCACCGACGAAGAGCUCCAGGAAAUGAUCGACGAGGCAGACAAUGACAAGGAUGGAAAGGUUAGCCAGGACGAAUUCUUGAAAAUCAUGAAGAAAACGUGUCUCUACUGAUUCACCUAAACGGCUUUUCCUAAAAGAUGUUGAUCUCGCACCACUCUAUCGCACACAUUCCCUGUUUAUGUUUUUGUGUGGUGUCUUUUCAAUCGGUUUGUUAAGCAGGGUAAUUCAAUUUUAUUCGAUUUGCAUUGUCUCCCACUGAUAUUUUUAAACUGCAAAAUUGUCUGGGUUCUUCAAUGGAAAUGUGUGGAAUGGGAUGAAGAAAAUAGAUAAUUUACUUAAAAUUUACACGAAAAUCCAUUUCGUCUCUUCCAGGAAACAAAUAUAUGGUUGCUGCUAGUCAAAACGAGCAUUUAAAAAUGUAUGGCAAACUAUCCAUCUAUUUUUAUCAAAUAUAAUAUAAUACCAGCUGUACUCAAGUAUUUGUAUUAUUUUACGCUCACUGUUGUGGAAAAGAAUAAAAAUGAAAUAACGCGGAAA
Messenger RNA from Cloeon dipterum, 1124 nucleotides. RefSeq lists its product as uncharacterized. Gene Ontology annotation, molecular function: calcium ion binding. Bases 177 to 698 code for a protein of 173 amino acids. The transcript has 4 exons. Gene Ontology annotation, biological process: mitotic cell cycle; centriole replication. Gene Ontology annotation, cellular component: centriole; centrosome. The record is from RefSeq and is a predicted model, not a curated record. Lineage: Eukaryota; Metazoa; Arthropoda; Insecta; Ephemeroptera; Baetidae.